CAUAGCUAUUCAGCAGAAGAAACACACCAUCUAGUGGCCUCGUCUUCCUCAACCAAAAAAUGAAGCUCUUUUCUCUCAUUAUAUAUGAAUUUUGCUCUACAUGCCUUCCCCUAUUUCUUCUCUUAAUUACUUUGAACUCACUCUGGUUUGACCCAAACACAACUGCCUCUGCAUCAGGAAACCAAACUGACCAUUUGGCAUUGCUCAAAUUCAAGGAAUCAAUAUCCAGUGACCCAUAUGGUAUCUUGGUCUCUUGGAAUAGUUCUACCCACUUUUGCAACUGGCAUGGAAUCACAUGCAGCCCCAAGCACCAUAGAGUUACCAAGUUGAACCUACAAGAUUAUCAAUUGCAUGGGCUCGUAUCUCCACAAGUUGGCAAUCUCUCUUUUCUUAAAACCCUCGACCUCUCAAACAACAGCUUCUAUGGAAAAAUCCCGCAAGAAUUGGGUCGAUUGUUACAACUGAAGCAACUCUAUCUCAUCAAGAACUCGUUGACCGGGGGAAUUCCUACAAAUUUGACAAGUUGUUCUGAUCUCAAAGAGAUAAUCUUAUCUGGGAACAAUCUGAUUGGCAAAAUACCAAUUGAAAUUGCCUCUCUUCGGAAACUUCAAUUUUUUGGUGCUCGAAACAACAAUUUAACCGGAGGAGUCCCAUCCUUCAUAGGGAAUCUUUCAUCCCUAUCCUUUUUCUCGGUGGCUUACAAUAACUUUGAGGGUGAUAUUCCACAAGAAAUAUGUCGCCUCAAAAACAUGGCAUAUAUAUCAGUGUUUGACAACAGAUUGUCUGGUACAUUUCUUUCUUGUCUUUACAAUAUGUCAUCCCUUAUUUUAAUAGCAGCUGCAGAGAAUCAAUUUAACGGCUCUCUUCCUCCCAACAUGUUCCACACCCUUCCCAAUCUCCAAGAUUUUAGAAUUGGCGGGAAUCAAAUUUCAGGUCCAAUUCCCACUUCCAUUGCAAAUGCUUCUGUCCUCCAAUCACUCGAUAUCAUUGAAAACAAUUUCGUGGGAGUAGUUCCAAGUCUGGGGAAGUUAAAAGAUCUGUAUAUCCUAGGUUUGUCCGUCAACAAUCUAGGUGACAAUUUAACUACAGAUUUGGAGUUUUUAAAAUCAUUGACAAAUUGUAGUAAGUUGCAACAUUUAGAUAUUGCCUACAAUAACUUUGGAGGUCGUUUGCCAAAUUGCUUGGGCAAUUUAUCCUCCCAACUCAGUGAACUAUAUCUUGGGGGUAAUCAGAUAUCGGGAAAAAUUCCUGCGGAAUUAGGAAAUCUAAUUAGUUUAAUUCUCUUGACAAUGGAAAAUAGCAAUUUUGAGGGGAUUAUUCCAUCUGCUUUAGGAAAGAAUCACAAGAUGCAACUUUUAGAAUUGGGUGGAAACAAGCUGUCAGGAGGUAUACCAUCCAUCAUAGGCAACCUUAGUUUGUUGUUUCAUUUGAGUUUAGACCAAAAUUUGUUAGAAGGAAAUAUUCCUCUAAGUAUACAAAACUGCCAAAAGUUACAAUAUCUAAAAAUUUCCCGAAACAAUCUUAGAGGAACCAUUCCUUUAGAGGUUUUUAGUCUUUCCUCUUUAACAAAUUUACUAGACUUGUCACACAACUCAUUGAGUGGAAGUCUACCAGAUGAAGUGGGCCAAUUACAAAAUAUUGAUAUCCUGGAUGUCUCUGAGAAUCAACUAUAUGGUAAUAUUCCUGGAACCAUUGGAGAUUGCUCAAGCUUGGAGUACCUUUAUUUGCAAGGGAAUUCAUUCCACGGAAUCAUCCCAUCCUCUUUGGCUUCAAUAAAAGGUCUUCGACAUUUAGACCUAUCGCGAAAUCACUUGUCUGGAUCAAUUCCUGACAUUUUGCAAAAUAUUUCUUUCUUGGAAUACUUAAAUGUAUCAUUUAACAUGUUGGAUGGUGAGGUACCAACAGAAGGUGUCUUUCAAAAUGCAAGUGAGUUAUCAGUGAUCGGAAACAACAAGCUCUGUGGAGGUGUUUUAGAGCUGCAUCUACUGCCAUGCCCUUUCAAAGGUGAUAAACAUGAAAAACACCACAAUUUCAGGUUGAUAGCAGCAAUAAUUAGUGUGGUUUCUUUUCUUCUCAUACUGUCAUUCAUUCUCACUUUCUACUGGAUGACGAAAAAAAGCAAGAAAUCAUCUUCUGAUUCACCAACAAUUGACCAGCUGUCCAGGGUUUCAUACCAAAACCUACACCGUGGAACCGAUGGGUUUUCAAUAAGAAACUUGAUAGGAUCCGGAAGCUUUGGCUCUGUGUACAAAGGAACUAUUGAGCCAGAAGACACAAUGGUAGCCAUAAAGGUCCUAAAUCUUCAAAAGAAGGGAGCUCACAAAAGUUUCAUUGCUGAGUGCAAUGCACUCAAAAAUAUCAGGCAUCGAAAUCUGGUUAAGAUUUUAACAUGUUGUUCCAGUAUAGAUUUCAAAGGUCAAGAAUUUAAAGCCCUAGUUUUUGAGUACAUGUCAAAUGGAAGCUUAGAAAGUUGGUUGCAUCCAACUAAAGAAAUUGCAGAUCAGCCUAGAUUAUUGAACCUUGAGGAAAGGUUAAAUAUUAUUAAUGAUGUUGCUUCAGCAGUUCAUUAUCUUCACUAUGAAUGUGAGCAAGCUAUCAUUCACUGUGAUUUGAAGCCUGACAACGUUCUUCUUGAUGAUUGCAUGGUAGCUCAUGUGAGUGAUUUUGGCCUAGCAAGAUUGCCCUCGAGUGUUGGAAUCUCUCUGACGCAAAGUAGCACAAUUGGAAUAAAGGGAACAAUUGGUUAUGCUCCUCCAGAGUAUGGAAUGGGUUCUGAGGUGUCAAUUGAAGGCGAUAUGUAUAGUUUCGGAAUUUUUAUUUUAGAACUUUUAACUGGAAGGAGACCUACAGAUGAGAUGUUUAAAGAUGGUCGUACUCUUCACAAUUAUGUUAAAACUUUGAUUUUGCAUAAUAUUGUGCAGACUGUGGACCCAACUAUUCUUCCAAAUGAAUUGGACCGAGCUAGUGACAAUAAAAACCUUGGUCUUAUGUAUCCUAGGAUAGAGAAAUGCUUACUUUCUCUUUUUAGGAUUGCACUUGCUUGUUCAAUGGAAUCACCAAAAGAAAGAAUGAGUAUGAUUGAUGCUAUCAAGGAGCUUAAUAUAAUCAAAAGUUUCUUCCACUCUGGGGUAUAGUGGAGGGAAACUAGUAAAUGGAAAAGAGCCACUUUACUACAGCUACCAACUAAUACUAGUACAUGUUUCAUAUACUUCUUUGUUGUUGUUAUCUCUUAUCUCAAUGUUUUCCAUG
Molecule: messenger RNA, 3249 nt
Organism: Gastrolobium bilobum
Lineage: Eukaryota; Viridiplantae; Streptophyta; Magnoliopsida; Fabales; Fabaceae
Product: probable LRR receptor-like serine/threonine-protein kinase At3g47570
Exons: 2
Coding region: 60-3134 (1024 amino acids)
Biological process (GO): protein phosphorylation
Molecular function (GO): protein binding; ATP binding; protein kinase activity
Source: RefSeq, a predicted model, not a curated record